GUCGUACAGUUUACCUAUUAUCGAAUUAGAGUGUGUAAUACUAUGCUCCUACGCCGUUCUCCGGUAUCGCCAUUUAUUUUCAAACUGGAAACAAUUGGCGCGUGAAAAAAAAUGCAGCUUCGGACAAGUGUGUAUAUUUGUUCCUAUGGAGGAACGGGGUUGGGCGGUGUCCGCUAUCUGUGCUCACGAGAGCAAAUCGGUAAUGACGAAAAAUUGUAAUAAAUUAACGGGUAAUUGGUAUUGGCCGAUUGACCGCACUGUCACGAUCUCUAUGCGCGAUGCGUGAGCCCGCAGCGCUGUCCGUGCGAACCUCGGCGCCCCGGGCCAACAAGGUUAAUUAGUUCAAACUAACCUCCAUCUGCGCCGGUGUGCAUAGAAUGCGAUUAAAGAUUUCACACCGCCGUUCCACCUCGAUAAGUUUCAAUCAUGCCUCGAGUACAUGGCGUAAGCCAUUCCUCUCCUUUUCAUUACAACUGUUACACUCUACAAACAGUGCGUUGCACUUGCACACACGUUUAAUCGUUAUCGUAAACACAUACAACAGAGUAUUUCGAUUUCCUUCCGCUUGCUCCAUCGUUUUCAAACACUCCGUGUAUCGUUAUAAUUCUACUCGUCUGAAACUCCAGACGUAUCAACGAAAAGUUAAAAGCGGGGAUAACCGGUGUACUCUGAAUCCUGUUAUACAAAUUGCUCGUUAGUUGUGUUCGUAAAACUGUACUGUAAUUAAGAAAAUAUUGAUAAUUACUAAGAAGAUUAAUUCCUAGAAAUCUUCGUUCGUAGAUAAGCUUACGUGAAAAACGAGAUUAUUGAACUGAUACGAUUACCCUUUCGUGUUCUAUGCAUUUCCGGCAUUGGUAUCUUAUCGCAAAUUUGAUAAAGUUUAAAGUAAACCGUAACUAUUGCACCUGCACUUAGGUGAAAACGUGAUUGCAUUUAGUUUAUAACGUUCUAAUGCCUCGAUCGGUAUCGUUCGAUCUUCGAAUACAUAUUUGGGGAUUCCUAAAAACUGUAAGUUUUCUGAUGAACUUUGAAUCAUUCUGUUGAUUUCCUGUUCAUUCGUAAACCAAAACCAACGGACAGAAUAAUUGAACGAACGCUGUUCUUCGCGCUCGACGCGUAACCGUUUGACUGGAAUCAAUAUGGCUGCAUCCACGGCAGCGAAAUAAUGACACCGUAGAGGUUAGGUUUCCGCUUCUAGGGUGACGGUAUUAUUUCACUUAUCUGGCUUCUGGCAAACAUUCUCACGUACGAGAUGGCGUCGACGUUGUAUCGGAGCCUGUCGAUUCUAAAACGACUUCUUUUCCUACUCGUACAAUAUUCGUCAUGUCGUCGAGCGAUGGUGAACAAACUCUGGUGCCAAGAGGUGGCGAGGAAAUGGUUUUACAAAAAGGACGAACCGCCGCACCCACGACUGUUUUCCGAGCCGAAAUGCCAGAAGCACGUAGCCACCUGGUACCUGCUCUACCGUUGGCUAAUUUUCAUGGCCUGGGCCUGCAUCAUCGUGUGUUCGAUCUUCGAGUUCGGUAGCUACAAUCCCAUGGGCGCGUACGAGACAUGGCCGAUCUACUUGACCAACUGGGACUUGGUGAUGGGCCUGUCUCAGGCCCUUCUCGGCGGUCUUCUUGUAUCGAGAAGAUGGAAACUGCAAAAGAUACCAGACUUCAAUCCAUCUACGUUAACGUCAGGAUUAACGGAGAAAGCUUAUUGGUUCCUUUACGUAGUGACUACGAAUAUCGCGCUCGGCGUUACGAUCACUUAUUGGUGCAGCAUUUACGAUCCCAAAAUCCAUCGUUUGGAUCCCCUAAAUAUCAUGCUUCAUGUAUGUAACAGUAUUCUAAUGGUAAUUGAUUUCUGCGUAACGAAUAUACCGUUCAGAUUGAGAAACAUUUGGUGGUGUUUUACUAUAAUGUUCGGUUUCAUCGUAUUCUCGGUAAUAUAUUAUUUGGCCGGUGGUUUAGACAAGAACGGUUACCAUUAUAUUUAUAAGAUCCUUGACUGGAAGAAACCAGUGCAAACUACGUUAGUGUGCAUCGGCGAGACCCUAUUUAUAACCGUGUUAUAUUCCGUAGUAUGCCUUCUAGAACAUACCAAACAUCGAGUCUACCUUAAAAUCGGCAUUAAAUCGCUCGACGAGACACAGAAUUCUGUUUCGGAAAAACGGGCCGACAUUGUAUAGAAAUUCUAGACUAUCUACUACGACGAUGUACAGUUCCGAAGCAAAUUAUCGUUUGUAUCGCUCUAAAUCGUAGCUCUAAGUAUUAAUAGCGUAUUUUCUUAGAUAGCGUUCAAUUUUCUAUGAUUAAACGAUCGCGAAUAGGGCCUAAUCGAGAGAAUAGAAGGGGAUUUUCAAUUUUAUACUCAUUCAACAUAUUUCUACCACGCUUUUAUGCAUACCUAGUUUCAGCCAAGAGUUGUUUCUUGGCGCCUUUGGUAGAAAGUGUUAAUGAAGUUUAUCCUAAUAAUAACCCAACUAAUUUUCAUAUAAUGGUUCCUUUACCGUGCAUGGUAUAACAAGCCACGCGCGAAUAAACUUAUAACGGUGCGUAUACGUGCUCCAACGAUACUGUUUCAUUGAUAAUUUAGAUGUUAUAAAAAAAAAAAAAAAUGAAUGUAAAGUACAACGUAUUAGAUGGCAAAGAUAUAAUUUUUUUAAUACAAAAAUAUUUGUAAUAAGAAAAAAAGUAACUAUGCCGUUGUGUUAGGAAAUUAUUAAACUAUCAAAUUUAGCAAAACACGUGUA
Colletes gigas is the source of this 2740-nucleotide messenger RNA. Its product is annotated as protein rolling stone-like. The record is from RefSeq and is a predicted model, not a curated record. The transcript is spliced from 2 exons. Bases 1253 to 2176 code for a protein of 307 amino acids. Gene Ontology annotation, cellular component: membrane. NCBI's taxonomy places the organism in Eukaryota, Metazoa, Arthropoda, Insecta, Hymenoptera, Colletidae.